Messenger RNA from Caenorhabditis bovis, 525 nucleotides. The record is from the annotation of a GenBank genome assembly. NCBI's taxonomy places the organism in Eukaryota, Metazoa, Nematoda, Chromadorea, Rhabditida, Rhabditidae.
AUGCAAUCACUUUCUGAUAUGUUCGAAACAGAAGACAACAUUUUUCUUAAAUCGCCACACUUUUGCAAACCUCUUCAAACGGUGAACGCCGUGAUAUUGGCAGUUUGCAUUGGAUCCACAGCAAGCGGAGACAAUGGGAUCCUCUGGUUUUGCACGAUCCUCUCCUUAUUGAUUUCUGCUGCCGCAACAGUGAUAUUCGCAUUGAAAAUUCAGGAUGAACUGAUUGAAAGUCUUUCAAAUGGAAGUGUUGUCUGGAAUUUGGUGGAACUCGUCUACUCAUUCUGCCUCGCCAUCAUCUCAAUCAUCUGCAUUUGGCUCUCUUUCUCGUUCGCCAAUCAUUCCCUAUAUGGCACAUCUGCUGGAUAUAUCGCAUCAGGAUUGUUUUUCAUCGUGCACACCAUUCUGUACGCGUUUCCCUGUCUUGUGAUCUACCGCGAAGUGCAACAGAGCGCCGAUCAGGAACGCCACAACAUUGUAAUUGAGCCUGCUCAUCCGUUCAGAUCUGAUGCCUAUCAGGACUUGUAA